AAUCUCAAAUCUGAAUACGACGCAAAUCGCAGUACUGAAUACGCAUGCUCUUUUUGGUGUUUAUCGUUAAUAUAAUUACACAAAUUGAAUUGUGAAAAAUAAAAAUGAAAUCUGUUGAUAAAAAGAACAUAAAGCAACAAAAGCUAAAAAAGAAACCGAUGGUAAAACCAAAAAAGGAGAAAGUCUUGGUGGUAGCACAAGAGUUUAAGUUUGCAUUGCUACUUUCUGGUAAUGAUAAAAAAACCCGUGACCGUGUGCUUAAAUCACUGAAGAAAUGGUUAACUAAUUGUUUCGACAAGAAUUACGCUUUUAAAGAGGAUGACUUCAUUAGAGUCUGGAAAGGUUUGUUUUACGCAAUGUGGAUGUCUGAUAAACCAUUAGUGCAGGAAGACUUAUGUGAAAGUAUUGCUAAUACUUUAGACCUGUUCCCAAAUGACCAAUUCAAAUAUGCAGUGCUGAUGACAAAAGCGGGAUUCAAGGUGCUGGCUCUGGAGUGGUAUGGGUUAGAUCAACACCGCUAUGAUAAGUUCCUGAUGCUCGUCCGUCGGUACUUGCGUGGCAGUUUCAGAUGUUUGCAGCGCAUGGAGUGGGAUGUGGACAGCUGCAAGCUAUAUGCCGAUAUGUUGUCCAAUGAUGACGGGCUACUCUCAAGAAAAACCCCGCACUACGCGAGGAAUGCAAGUUCAUUAAUACAACAUCUAACAGAGUGUUAUCUAGAAGAGUUGUCUAAGGUAUCCAAAGGCAAGAUCCCCGAGGAGAGCCUUGUGGAACUCUUGGAGCCGUUCCUCCUCCAAGUCUGUGGCGACAACCUGACUCUGAGCAUCUCGUCAAGGCAGCUCCUCAAUGAUCUCAUGAAACAGAGUGAGCCAGGCUUGAAGUACACAAGUGCUUUUGAAGCUUGGAGACAGAUGGGUUGUCCGGCCGGUGGACCCGAAGCUCUGGAAUUGCAGUCGGACGAUGAGAAUGGUGAAGAUGAAGUUGAAGUUGAGAAUAUGUCGACGGCGCUGGAUCCCCGGGCUGGUCACGUGGACGUGGUGCUCACGCCACUGCCGGUACCAGCGCGGCUUCUGGCCGCCAGGAUCAAGGAGCUGAUGAGCAGCGCCUCAUCCAGUUCAUACAAGCGGGCGCGCCAGUGCCUCCAACGAUUCGAGGAUCUGUCCCGCGACAAGUACCCCCUCGCAGUGAGGACUUGGGAUGCCGAAGGUGUGGAGUCGCCACUGCGAGCCAAAGAUAAGCUGGAAGCAAUACAGUCGCUCAACACCCUGGAGAAGAAACUGGUCGUGGACUCAGAUGAGCUGGCGAUGAGAGGUCUUCGCCGCAAACACAGGAAACGUUUGCUUGCUAAGAGUAGAGCCGGGUUGAGUAUCGUGGAGGAUCUACAGACAGACACAAAAACAGAUAGUAAUACGGAAGUGAAGAAGAAACGCAAACGUGCCAAAAAACGUAAAGGAGACAGUGAAAAAGUUGAUGUCGUUGUUAAAAAGCCUAAAAUUAAUGUUAAACAAAAUAACACGGAAAAGAAAGAAGUCAAUUCUAAAAUGAAAAGAAUUGAACCAACAGUAGAGAAAACUUCCAAAACUGAUGAUAGAAAAACAAAAUGUGAUAAAUCGAAGAAAAUUAGUUCUGUAAUAGUGGGAAAAAAUAAACAAACAAAAAGUGUUGUCAAUAAUAACACAGAAACAAUUAAAAAAGAUAAAAUAGUUAAAGAAAGAAAUAGUGUCAGUGACAAAUCAAAAGUAGUUGAUAAAGAUAAAAGUAAAGAUAAUAGCACUAAAAGCGAAAUGGUUAAGAAAGAUACUUUAAGAAAAGUAAAUAAGUGUAUUACUAAGAAUGUUGGGGGGAAAGUUAAAAAUUAUCAGAAAAAGCUUACUGAUAGUAUGAGUACACCAAAAAAGGUGAAAUUUGUACUGAAGAAUAAUUGUAUGCAGGGAACUGGAGAUUAUUACAAGAGUGUUCGACAGAGUCCGAACAUACCUUACGACGGCACCAAGAUUCCGUCAAAAACUAAUCUAAAACCGUCGACGCCUUCACCUAUAAAUCCGUUCUUUAAGAAAAAGUUGAGAGUUAGAAGUUAGUGAUUUGUGUUUUGUUAGUAAAUGACAACAGUUAAGUUUCUGUUUCAAGUAAUUAUGAUUUAUCUGUUUAUACAUAAUGUCUUAUCUCACUCGAAAUAAUAUUUUAUCAAUUUGGAUAGUUUACAUCAGGCUGUAACCGUAAAGUGUGAUCAGGCGAUUAUUCAGUAACUGUUACAGAUACCAAAAAAAUUUGAACUGAUAUUGAAAGCAUGUUACCUAAUUAGUAAAAUUACAUAAAUAAUUUUGUAAAAAUCAAAUGAGAAGUAUCCAAAAUUUUUAUAUUAAACACUCCCAUUAUUCCUAACAUUUGGUAUGAGAUUAGUAGAAAGGUGUUCGCUUCCUUAUUUAAAAAGUUAUUUUAGCCUUGUACUGAUAUUAAAGGAAACCAUUUAUUAGCCUAACAAAGUAAUAAAACUAUCAUUUUAUUUUAUUAUAUUUAUUUCUUUGUAAGUACAAAAUUUUGUAUUCGAAGAUACGUCCUUAUUGUGCGAUACAAUGACCUUUCUACUAAUCACAAACACACAAAAAAUCAUCAAAAUCGGUCCAGCCGCUGAGGAGUUGGUUCAAUUGUGAAUCUAAACCAUCCUCGAAUCCACUUGAACACACCCAAAAUCGGUCCAACCGUUUAGGUGGAGUUCACUGUCAACACACGUACAUAAGAAUUAUAUGCAUAUAAAUAAAGUUAAUAUCCGAGUAGCAUGUUAUGCACACCGUAACAAAGCGACGAUGUGACGUCAUCGAUGUCAGGUCCAGAGAUAAUGAAAUUGGGUAUUAUUUUAUUGGAUCGCUUUGCAAAAUACAUUUAUCACAUGCAGUAUUAGAACUUGAAAGAAAACUCUAAAUAUGCAAGAUUUAAAUACGGUCGCGAAACAGAAAAUCUAUCAAUAUAUUCUAACCUAUGUCGAUGUUUAGGUCCCGAUAGAGAUCGCUGUAUCGAAUGUACCAAGGUGCGUGCAACCCCAGUUCAAUGAUAUGGUAUGGUAUAAUCGGGCUAAUUUCCGCCACUCGACGCCUGCGCGUCUAAUUUACGUGUGCGGGAAUAAAUAUAUUCCUCCAGAAACCGCAGCAACCUCCUCUCCUUCCUAAUACUUCUGGGAGUUUGUUUGGGGUACCAAGAUUGUUGCUACACCUGGACAAUGAGUUCAAUGACCUAAAAUCUUUCCACUUCGUGACCGGAUUAUAGCAAAUGGCAAGCAUUUAAAUUAUUAAAAAGUCAGCUCAUCAACUGCCUGAUUAGUGAUUUUAUAUUUAUUAUUUAUUUAAGAAACAUAUCUUUCUUACUGAAUAGUUAAUUUUAUUGUAACAUAGUAAGGUUACACGUUAGAAAGAAUUUUAUUGGUCAAUCACUGUAAUAUUCGUUCGCGACUGUAGCAGCGAGAUAGGCGACCAAUAGGGCGUUGACCAAAACACUUUCUACCGCGCGACCGAUCCCGAGUUUGAAAUGAAGUUAUGUUGUAAUUAAUGAAGUUACGUUUAAUAAAUAGUGUUUUACUCACA
Messenger RNA from Leptidea sinapis, 3572 nucleotides. It is a transcript of the gene Nnp-1, whose product is annotated as ribosomal RNA processing protein 1 homolog. Lineage: Eukaryota; Metazoa; Arthropoda; Insecta; Lepidoptera; Pieridae. The transcript is spliced from 11 exons. Bases 105 to 2075 code for a protein of 656 amino acids. Gene Ontology annotation, biological process: rRNA processing. The record is from RefSeq and is a predicted model, not a curated record. Gene Ontology annotation, cellular component: preribosome, large subunit precursor; nucleus; preribosome, small subunit precursor.